Molecule: messenger RNA, 603 nt
Organism: Mus pahari (shrew mouse)
Lineage: Eukaryota; Metazoa; Chordata; Mammalia; Rodentia; Muridae
Gene: Prap1
Product: proline rich acidic protein 1
Exons: 5
Coding region: 1-519 (172 amino acids)
Source: RefSeq, a predicted model, not a curated record
AUGGGCAGUUGUUCCAUAUGGAAGGCCAUGAAAUCUUGGCGAGGGGAGCACGGCACAUCUGAAUCCUCCGUCAGGUUUCUCCUGGCCACCUGUUUGGUGGCUGCACUGCUGUGGGAGGCAGGCGCAGCUCCAGCACACCAGGUCCCUGUCAUCAAGACCAAAGGCAAACAGGUGUUCCCUGAACAGGAAACAGAGAAGGCUUGGGGUAUCAGAGCCAUAGAGCCUCUUGAAAAGGACAACCAGCUGGGGCCACUGCUUCCUGAACCCAAGCAGAAGCUUGCAGCUGCCGAGGAAAAGCGUCCAGAUGCCAUGACCUGGGUGGAGACUGAGGACAUCCUGAGCCGUCUUCGCAAUCCUCUUCAGGGUCCAGAACCGGAUCUUGACAGCAUAGACCAUCCAACAUCUGACGAUGUCCAGGAUGAAGAAGUGUCCCAGUCACGGCCCAUCCUGUAUCGUCAGGUGCUGCAGGGACCAGAGGAGGACCUUGACCACAUCGCCCACUCUUUGGAGGAUUCUUAAGAGCCCUAACCACUCUUCCACUCCUGUCCCAAGGUCUAGGCUGCUGUGACCACUGACUAUCCCCAACUAGUAAAAAAAAAUAAA